AUGGCUGGAAAUCGUUCUCUCAUGUUCCAACAGCGGAAGAAAACUACGCAGUUUGAUGAUCUACCCAGAGACUUAAAGAUUGAAAUAUUCUGUAAACUCCCAUAUAAGUAUUUGAUGCGGUGCAAGUGCGUCUCAAAAGAGUGGUUCUUUCUGAUAUCUAGGCCUAAUCCUUGUUUUCUUGGCUGGUGGACUUUUAUGUACUCUUCAUUCAACGGUAAAAGGCUUAAAUCAGCAUGCAAGGAUUCAGACUCAGUGUUCAAAUCUCAUCGAUUCUCCUUCAAUUUUCUCCCUUGCUAUCGACGCAGUAAGAAGAAAAAUAUGCAUGUUGUUCAUGCUUUGAAAGACCUGUUCUUAUGCUUUGCAACGCAUGCAGUCGGACUUGUUGAAUAUUACAUUUGCAACCCAUUAACUCAAGAGUGGAGGGCUCUUCCUCCAACCAAACAUGGUAACAAUUUUUGUGCUCAUCUUAUGUGUGAUUCUCAUGAUGGAAGCAAAAAAUUCAAGGUGCUGCAAGUACUAAGAGAAAUAUCAAGUCAUGAUAUUCUCGUGUUACAAAUAUUUUCUUCAGGGAAAUGGGUACAACAUAAUAUAAAGUUGAAAACACACUUUCGUACUCAUUUAAUAAUAAAACUUAUAGUUUGUAAUGGGACACUUUAUGCAAUAACGCGUAGUUUGCAUACUGGGAUUUUGGCAGUGGAUUUAAAUUCAUCAUCAGGUUAUCACAAUCAUGUAAUUAAGCUCCCGAAAGUUCGAUCUUUUCAACAACAUAAAAUAGGACCUUCACUGAGAGUACGCCAAGGGCGUCUAUGUGCGGUUCGCGUGGCAAUUCGUACUGUUCCUGUUUUGUAUAUUUGGGAACUAAAGAAGAAUCACAGUGUUGAGGUUGAGGGAGAUGAAUGGAAUUUGUUGCAUUGUGUUUCGUUAGCGAGAAUGAAAACAACUAUAAAUAGGGAAUGGUUCUAUAAUAUUGUCCAACGAAGAUUGCCACUUGUUGACGGAGAGUAUAACCUCUUUAAGAUUCUCGAUUUUCAUCCUAUUGACGAGAAUGUUGUCUAUUUGAGAUUACAUGGUCGUGUGGCUUCAUAUGACAUGGUGAGCAAAGUAUUGAGGUUUCAUCCCGAAUUUAAUUUUAGCGAUCAAAAGCGUUUGUUCCCGGUUGUGCUUCCAUGGUUGGCAACACCACUUCAUGAAUGGUAG
Molecule: messenger RNA, 1197 nt
Organism: Abrus precatorius (Indian licorice)
Lineage: Eukaryota; Viridiplantae; Streptophyta; Magnoliopsida; Fabales; Fabaceae
Product: F-box/kelch-repeat protein At5g15710-like
Exons: 1
Coding region: 1-1197 (398 amino acids)
Molecular function (GO): protein binding
Source: RefSeq, a predicted model, not a curated record